Messenger RNA from Pristis pectinata (smalltooth sawfish), 1282 nucleotides. RefSeq names its product triadin (gene trdn). Bases 113 to 1282 code for a protein of 389 amino acids. NCBI's taxonomy places the organism in Eukaryota, Metazoa, Chordata, Chondrichthyes, Rhinopristiformes, Pristidae. The record is from RefSeq and is a predicted model, not a curated record. The transcript has 15 exons. Gene Ontology annotation, cellular component: membrane; sarcoplasmic reticulum. Gene Ontology annotation, molecular function: signaling receptor binding.
GAAAUAUUGAAGGUGGCUAUAAAAAUGUCAUUGUAUACAUCACUUGGCAACCUUACGUUACCCAGUGAACACCGCUGGCUUUGAUGACAAAAAUGGAGCUGUUUCAACACCUAUGGCAAAGAUGUCAAAAAAAUCUGUGUCUGACGAUCUGGCCACAACUUUCAGCUCUCCAGCAGCAUGGUUCCUAGUCGUGGCUUUGAUUGUAACUUGGUCAGCAGUGGCUAUUGUGAUGUUUGACUUGAUGGACUACAAGAGCCUUGUUGGAGGUUUUAAAGAUUUAAGCUCAGAUCCUAUGAAAGUCAUAGAUGAGGCUGUGGAGGAUACCUCAAAUUGGAUCUAUGGCUUUAUAUCUUUACUGUCUGAUAUAUUAUCAACAAAAGAAUACCCCGAUGACGAUAUGGAUGAAGGUGAAAUUGAACCUCAGACAAAAAAGAAAGGAGUUCAUCACCCCCCAGCUAAACAAAAAGGUGAAACUCGUCCUCCAUCUAAAAGAAAAGCUCCACCACUAGAGAGUAAAAGGAUGAAACCUGAAAAGAAGAUAAAAGUAAAAGAAGAAGUGAAACAAAAAGCUCCAACGAAAGUAGAUAAAAAAAUUAAAGUACCUAAAGUUGAAGAAAAAGUGAAGAAACAGCUUAAAGUUACAAAGCUGGAGAAAAAGGUAGAAAAAGUUAAGAAACCCGAAAGAAAACCCCAAGAAGAGGACAAAGUGAAGACAAAGAUCCAAGUGAAGAAAGAGCGUGAGAAACUCAAGAUCGAAACAGAACAGAGAGCUAAGAAGAGAGACAGGAAGGAGCCCAGUGAACGGAAGUCUGAGAAAGCAAGCAAGAAGGAAGUAAAAGUGAAAGAUACCAAAGAAGUGAAGCAAAAAUCAAAGGAUAAAGAUCAGUAUCAGUUCUGUCGCUAUGUGAUUGACAUGUACACUCUUGGGAAUAUUUAUCCAGGACAUUUGGCAGCUCCUGCAGUUACUCCAGCUCCAGAACUUGUAAAACCUCCUGCAAAGAAACUUCCCACCAGGAAACCUACUGGAACAUCUCAUCAAGAGGAGAAGGAUGCCGUUACUGCCACCAAACACAAAGAGAUUAAAAAACCAGAAAUGGCUUCCAAGUUAAAAGCGGCUUCUCCAUCUCCAACAAUAAAACAGGAGUCAGUUAAAGCAAAGCCAAUUACUCCACCAAAGGAAACGGCAAAGAAGAAAUUGUCUCCUCCUGCUAUCAAAGAAACAAAAGGUUUGACAAAUGUAUACACAUGCACAGACAUACGAGUGAUUUACCUGAAAGAAUAG